AGAUGUCAUUGAUGACAGCGAGUUCGAAUUAUAACUUUUUAGGUUAUAACAUGUUGUAUUUAUAAAUAAACAAUUUGUAGGAUUUUGUUCAUCGAUAUUCUAAGUAGACUAAGAAUUUAAGACGUUUUGAUGGAAAUCGGUUAAAAAAUAAUAUUUUCGAAGAGUAUUAAUAAAAAUGUCGGGUUUGAAAAUAAAAGUUAUCAGUCGCAAUCCUGAAGAUUAUUUACGUGCCACAAAACGGGAUAUACAUAAAAUUCAAAGAAAUUAUGACCCAAGUCUUCAUCCUCUUGAAGCUCCGCGUGAAUAUGUCCGAGCUUUGAAUGCUGUAAAAUUAGAUAAAGUAUUUGCUAAACCAUUUCUUGGGAGUUUGGAUGGACAUUCCGACGGUAUCUCUAGCUUAGCAAAGCAUCCGAGUAGGCUUGCAACUUUAGCUAGUGGGGCAUUCGACGGAGAAAUCAGAUUAUGGGAUUUAACAUCAAGGAAAUGUACUAGGAAUUUUAUAGCUCAUGAAGGCUGGGUUCGUUCAAUAUGCUUUACACCAAGUGGUGAGACCUUCAGCAGUGUUGGUGAUGAUAAAACUAUCAAAACAUGGAAAACUGAGGUUCAAUCACCUGACGAUGAGGACCCACUCAAUACUUUACUGAGUAUGUCAGUGGUAUCUGGUGUAUCACAUCAUAGAAAUAAGCCCAUAUUUGCAACAUGCGGUGAACAUUGUCAAUUGUGGGAAAAUACUAGGAAUGAACCAGUUAAAGUUUUCAAAUGGGGUGUUGACAGCCUUCAUCAUGUAGCCUUUAAUCAGGUUGAAACCAAUCUACUUGCCUCAUGUGCGAGCGACAGAAGCAUAAUUUUAUAUGACUGCAGAGAAACAGGGCCUUUAAGAAAGGUAGUUUUGGAGUUGAGAUCAAAUGCAUUAGCUUGGAAUCCUAUGGAAGCAUUCAUGUUCACUGUUGCUAAUGAGGACUAUAACUUAUACACAUUUGACGUAAGAAAACUGAAACAGCCAGUCAAUAUCCACAUGGAUCACACAUCAGCAGUCAUAGAUGUGGACUACGCACCCACUGGAAGAGAAUUUGUAGCGGGAAGCUACGAUAAAACUGUUAGGAUUUUCGAAACACUAAAGGGACAUUCCAGAGAUGUUUACCAUACAAAACGGAUGCAGAGAUUGACAUGCGUUAAGUGGUCUUUGGAUAAUAAAUAUUUAUUGACUGGAUCCGAUGAAAUGAAUAUUAGAAUGUGGAAGGCCAGAGCGUCAGAGAAACUUGGUGUUUUAAAACCACGUGAACGCACAGCCCUCAACUACGCCGACUCACUUAAGGAGAAAUUCGCGGGUCAUCCACAAAUCAAACGUAUCGCAAGGCACAGACAUGUUCCGAAACACAUAAUGAACGCUCAGAAGGAGUUACGGGUUAUUCGAGAAAAAUCCAAGAAGAAAGAAGCCAAUAGACGAGCCCAUAGCAAGCCGGGAGAGGUUCCGAGAGUUCCGGAGCGUAAACGACACGUUGUUAAGGAAGAUGAAUAAAUGGUUUUGGAAUAUAA
Molecule: messenger RNA, 1536 nt
Organism: Colias croceus (clouded yellow)
Lineage: Eukaryota; Metazoa; Arthropoda; Insecta; Lepidoptera; Pieridae
Product: DDB1- and CUL4-associated factor 13
Exons: 5
Coding region: 176-1519 (447 amino acids)
Biological process (GO): maturation of SSU-rRNA from tricistronic rRNA transcript (SSU-rRNA, 5.8S rRNA, LSU-rRNA)
Cellular component (GO): nucleolus; small-subunit processome
Molecular function (GO): protein binding
Source: RefSeq, a predicted model, not a curated record